Messenger RNA from Pimephales promelas (fathead minnow), 2176 nucleotides. It is a transcript of the gene paqr5a, whose product is annotated as progestin and adipoQ receptor family member Va. Gene Ontology annotation, cellular component: membrane. NCBI's taxonomy places the organism in Eukaryota, Metazoa, Chordata, Actinopteri, Cypriniformes, Leuciscidae. The record is from RefSeq and is a predicted model, not a curated record. Gene Ontology annotation, molecular function: signaling receptor activity.
AACGAAAACAAAGAAAGGCAUGCUGUCCUCCCACUCGCUACUCAUUGUCAGGAGGGGAAAAUCAUACAUUCACGGUUUGUUUUUUAUUCGGUUCUCACACGGAACGUCGAAAACACUUCUACAUCUGACGGAAGGUACAUUUCCAGCCACAAGGUUUAUGACUAGAGUUUGAUAACCCUGUCUAUCGCACUGCUGCUAUAACAGAUAACAGCUUUAUGUAUGAAAGACUUAUAGAUUCAAGACGUCAUCUUGAAACUAUUUACCCCCAUAGGUGCACUUCCUGAGAUGGUUACUGGACUGUGAGGUGCUAUCGAGGAGAACACUAAAGAGAGGACUUCUAAAGCAAUCACUGGAUCAAGAAGAAGCUCUGUAGAUGGCAGCUGGUCUCUCCAUCUUGUAAUUGCUGGAGCCUUCCUCUACUAUGCUCAAUCUCAUCAAGCUACCUCAAGUGUUCACCAUCAACCAAGUUCCAAAAGUCUUCCAUGAGGAUGGCAUCAUUUCAGGGUAUCGCCACCCAUGCAGCUCAGCCAAGGAGUGUGUGCUUAGUCUUUUCCAACUAACAAAUGAAACUCUCAAUAUUUGGACUCAUUUCCUGCCCACAUGGUUUUUCUUAUGGAAACUGCUGACGGUAGUGCUGGUGCAGGAUGACUGGAAGGAUCCAUUCACCUGGCCCUUGCUGGUGUUCCUGCUGUCAUGUUGUGUGUACCCACUCGCUUCCAGCUGUGCUCAUACCUUCAGUACCAUGUCAGAACGGGCCAGGCACAUCUGCUUCUUCUUUGAUUAUGGAGCACUCAGCUUCUACAGCCUUGGUUCUGCCAUCGCCUACUCUUCUUACUCAUUUCCAGAUAAAUGGGUUAAUGGCACAUUUCAUGAAUAUUAUGUUCCUAUAGCUGUUGUCAACUCUGUGAUCUCUACUGCACUGGCCUGCUACUCAAGACUCGGUUUACCAUUUCUUCAGUAUAAUUAUCACAGCAUUAAAAGGUAUUCUGGGGGAAAAGAUCAGAAGCGCUGUAAACGUCUAAGGAUAAUCGCCUUUCUUUAUCCAUAUCUCUUUGACAACAUCCCUCUCUUUUAUAGAAUAUUUGUGUGUGCUGGUGAGGGUUGCACUGUUAAUGAGGCCAAUACGGUUCACUAUCAGCACACGUCAUUGGCUCUCUUCACUGGCUUUCUUUUUGCCACACACCUGCCUGAACGGUUGGCUCCUGGUAGUUUUGACUACAUAGGUCACAGUCAUCAGCUCUUCCACGUGUUCGCUAUUAUUGGCACGUAUUUCCAGAUGACUGCUAAUGAACUGGACAUGGCUGCACGGAAGCAGUGGCUUCAUGCUCACUUGCCACCGAUCACCCUUUCAAACACAGUGGGAGCUGCAAUAUUUAGUGUGGUUAGCGGCCUUUGUAUAAUAUAUGUUUUUAGUCUGGCACUUUUCUCCACCAGAGGUGUGAAGAAGUUUGAAAUGUGACAUUUGAUAAGGUUACUCUGGGCAGCCAUGUUAGUUUCCCUAAAACGGAGUAAAAUAUAUUUAUAUAUAUUUUAUGACUGUUCAAAAGAAGCAAUGUAAUGAACAGCCUGAGAAGAUUGUAUUUAAUCUGGAAGAUUAUAAGACUGUAUAAUUUAUGAUUAGGUUGUAUGUUUGAUCAAUGUUUUUGUUGUAAUUUUUUUUUAUUUACUUAAAUUCUUUAACAUUUUCAAAUCAUAUUUACAUAUUUUUGAAGCACUUUAAUCAGACUUAUUAUCAUCAUUUAUAUACAAGUGCAUUUUUAUAAUCAGCCUUUUUGAACACUGUAAAAAUAGAUAUUACUUAUAAAUAAAUCUUGUUAAUACAGAAUGUAACGUUUUAUAUUUUUACUAAAUAAAACUAAUAUGCUUAACCACCUGACUUCAGACCAUUAAUUAGCUUGUACAACACUAACAAGUGGCAGAAGGAAUGGGAUGAAUAUAAUAAACUAUGAAAUAAAUAAGUAUUAAAAGAAGUGUCUUGAAAUCAAGACAUGAUCAUGUCAUCUUCACUAGGUGCUGACUGGGUUACUCAAGACUUUCAAUGAGUUUCUAUUGAUGGGUGAAGUUCCUCCUUUUAUCUCUCUCGUGUCAAGUUACUGUGAUUGUAAAACAAAUUUUGCUGGACUGUAUUUUUAUGAUACUUAAAAGGAAACUCUUUUAUGCAGAAACAUGUUUAAAA